CUGAGCAGGCAGUUAGUAAUGUACGGUGGAGAGAUCCUCUUUUUCAAAUCCCAAGGCUCCAGGCCAUGCAAUGCUAGUAUUGCAUUUUCAAUUAGCUUCUGAGUGAAUGCUUGGCAUAUGUAGAAGUGAGCUGGUACACAAUUAGCUUAUUGUUCCUUUCAGCUUUCUGCUGAGAGGAUCUGAAGGGCUGCUGAAGAGAGGGGAGAGAAGGGAAAAAAAAAAGCAAAUAGCCAAGGCAGUGGCAUCUCUGUGGAUGUGGAAUAAGGGAGCUGCUGGGCUCGCGCAGAUUCCCGUGCUAAGUCGGGAGUUCCAGCUGCUCCUGCGGAGCUCCCAGCCUGGCUGUGGGGACGGCGCCGGGGCACAGCACAGAGCCAGACCAGCUCCAGUCUUCUCCCGUCUGUGUCACCUCAGCAUCACCAUGGAGCCCAACAGCCCCAAAAAAAUACAGUUUGCUGUGCCCCUGUUCCAGAGCCAAAUCGACCCCGAGGCAGCUGAGCAGAUCAGGAAAAGAAGGCCUACGCCAGCAUCACUCGUCAUCAUGAAUGAGCACAUGCCCCCAGAAAAAGAUGAGAAGAGAACAAACAUCUCACAGGCAGAGUCGCAGAGCGCGUCUCCCAAGCAGAGGAAGCAGAGCGUCUUCACCCCACCUGCCCUCAAAGGCAUUAAGCACCUGAAGAGUCAGAGUGACUCGGUGUUUCCAGAAGAAGAGGAGGGAGUUGGCGAGCGGGAAGAGGAGUGGGGCCAUUAACCAGAGCUGGCCUGAGCCCGUCCCACAGAGUCCCUGAACUGGCCCUUGGCCCCCAGCUCCCCGUGCCCCAGGGGGCUCUGCAGGCGCAGCACGGUGUCCUGUGGCCCUUCUUCACGGAGAUCAAACAGUUAUUUUAAAGUUGUUUUUUUUUCUUUUCUUUUCUAUGACUUAGAAAUGUAAUUUGCAAAUGUGUUAGCUCCCUGACGCCAGUACUGCCAGAGCUUAACUACUGCGUGUGAGCUGUAUUUAAGGCUUGUUGUAAAUAAAAGUACAAAAUAAAUAAUACAUUAAUUUAGACGA
This is a messenger RNA of Catharus ustulatus (Swainson's thrush), 1048 nucleotides long. It is a transcript of the gene PPP1R1C, whose product is annotated as protein phosphatase 1 regulatory inhibitor subunit 1C. The record is from RefSeq and is a predicted model, not a curated record. Gene Ontology annotation, molecular function: protein phosphatase inhibitor activity. Gene Ontology annotation, biological process: intracellular signal transduction. NCBI's taxonomy places the organism in Eukaryota, Metazoa, Chordata, Aves, Passeriformes, Turdidae. Gene Ontology annotation, cellular component: cytoplasm.